AGAAAGUUGCAUCAAAAACCAGUAUAUAAAGCCAGGAUGAUGGUGCACACCUACAAUUCCAGCACUCAGAAGGCUGAGGCACAAACAAGGAUCACAAGUUUGAAGCCAGCCAGGGCAACUUAGAAAGACCCUGUCUAAACCAAAAAAAAAAAAAAAGUAGCUAUAACUGUUGUACCUACUUAACAAUUCUUGUUUUCAAGUUAUUACAUACAACUUUAACUAGUUUCUCCAAACUUAAUCAUGGCUUCUCCAUGUUGAAACUACUUUUGAACAACUCCAAAGCCCAGCCUGAGAUAUCAGGCUACUUUAAGUUUUGGGCCAAAAUAAAAGCAUCCUUUCUAAUUUGACAUGCUAGGGAAGAGGAAACACCUGCGUGGCACAAGUUUAAAGACUGACCUUGUAUCUCUUGUAAGAGUUCUUUAUAUUUGCAGUAACCUAAAAUUUGUAUAGCUAUCUUGUAUAAAAACAUGUUCAUCUAGUAAGCAAACGUCAGAUAGUUUAAUUUCAUGGCAUCUUCUAAUCUUCUGUGGAAAACAAAAAAUAUGAAAUUAGUUUUAUUGAAGCUAACCUAUAUAUAUCACAUGUCUCUUUUCUUCCUCUUUUUCUGUGUUUUGUUAAGUAGGAUAAGUUCUGAACGUCGAAAAGAGAAGUCUAGAGAUGCAGCCAGAUCUCGGCGAAGCAAGGAGUCUGAAGUGUUUUACGAGCUGGCUCAUCAGCUGCCACUUCCACAUAAUGUGAGCUCACAUCUUGAUAAGGCUUCUGUUAUGAGGCUGACCAUCAGUUAUUUGCGUGUCAGGAAACUUCUAGAUGCUGGUGAUCUGGAUAUUGAAGAUGAAAUGAAGGCACAGAUGAACUGCUUUUAUUUGAAAGCCCUGGAUGGCUUUGUUAUGGUGCUCACAGAUGAUGGCGACAUGAUUUACAUUUCUGAUAACGUGAACAAAUACAUGGGCUUAACUCAGUUUGAACUAACUGGACACAGUGUGUUUGAUUUUACUCAUCCGUGUGACCAUGAGGAAAUGAGAGAAAUGCUUACACACAGAAAUGGCCCAGUGAAAAAAGGAAAAGAACAAAAUACACAGCGGAGCUUUUUCCUCAGAAUGAAGUGCACCCUAACUAGCCGGGGGAGAACUAUGAACAUAAAGUCUGCGACGUGGAAGGUACUUCACUGCACAGGCCAUAUUCAUGUAUAUGAUACCAACAGUAACCAACCUCAGUGUGGGUAUAAGAAACCACCCAUGACAUGCUUGGUGCUGAUUUGUGAACCCAUUCCUCAUCCAUCAAAUAUCGAAAUUCCUUUAGAUAGUAAGACUUUUCUUAGUCGACACAGUUUGGAUAUGAAAUUUUCUUACUGUGAUGAAAGAAUUACUGAAUUGAUGGGAUACGAGCCAGAAGAACUUUUGGGCCGUUCAAUUUAUGAGUAUUAUCAUGCUUUGGACUCUGACCAUUUGACCAAAACUCAUCAUGAUAUGUUUACGAAAGGACAAGUAACCACAGGACAGUACAGGAUGCUUGCCAAAAGAGGUGGCUAUGUCUGGGUUGAAACUCAAGCAACUGUCAUAUAUAACACCAAGAACUCUCAACCACAGUGCAUUGUAUGUGUGAAUUAUGUUGUGAGUGGUAUUAUUCAGCACGACUUGAUUUUCUCCCUUCAACAAACAGAAUGUGUCCUCAAACCAGUUGAAUCUUCAGAUAUGAAAAUGACUCAGCUGUUCACCAAAGUUGAAUCUGAGGAUACAAGUAGCCUCUUUGACAAGCUCAAGAAGGAACCUGAUGCUUUAACUCUGCUGGCCCCAGCUGCUGGAGACACAAUCAUAUCUUUAGAUUUUGGCAGCAGUGAUACAGAAACUGAAGACCAACAACUUGAAGUUCCAAUUUAUAAUGAUGUAAUGUUCCCCUCAUCUAAUGAAAAAUUACCGAAUAUAAAUUUGGCAAUGUCUCCAUUACCUGCUUCUGAAACUCCAAAGCCACUUCGAAGUAGUGCUGAUCCUGCACUCAAUCAAGAAGUUGCACUAAAAUUAGAACCAAAUUCAGAGUCAUUGGAACUUUCUUUUACCAUGCCCCAGAUUCAGGAUCAGCCAGCAAGUCCUUCUGAUGGAAGCACUAGACAAAGUUCACCUGAGCCUAACAGUCCCAGUGAAUAUUGUUUUGAUGUGGAUAGUGAUAUGGUCAAUGUAUUCAAGCUGGAAUUGGUAGAGAAACUUUUUGCUGAAGACACAGAAGCAAAGAAUCCAUUUUCAACUCAGGACACUGAUUUAGACUUGGAGAUGUUGGCUCCCUAUAUCCCAAUGGAUGAUGAUUUCCAGUUACGUUCCUUUGAUCAGUUGUCACCAUUAGAAAGCAGUUCUGCAAGCCCUCAAAGUGUGAGCACAGUUACAGUAUUCCAGCAGACUCAGCUGCAAGAACCCACCAUUAACACUGCCACUCCCACCACUGAUGAAUUAAAAACAGUGACAAAAGAUGGUAUGGAAGACAUUAAAAUACUGAUUGGAUCUCCGUCUCCUAUCCACGUACCUAAAGAAACCGCAACUGACACAACAUCACAGUAUGGUGAUCCUCAGAGUCGGACAGCCUCACCAAACAGAGCAGGAAAAGGAGUCAUAGAACAGACAGAAAAGUCUCAUCCAAGAAGCCCUAACGUGGUAUCUGUCACUUUGAGCCCAAGAAAUACUGCUCCUGAGGAAGAAUUAAAUCCAAAGAUACUGGCUUUGCAGAAUGCUCAGAGAAAGAGAAAAAUGGAACACGAUGGCUCACUUUUUCAAGCAGUAGGAAUUGGAGCAUUAUUGCAGCAACCAGAUGAUCGUGCCGCUACUACAUCGCUUUCUUGGAAACGCGUGAAAGGAUGCAAAUCUAGCGAACAGAAUGGAUUGGAGCAAAAGACAAUUAUUUUAAUACCCUCUGAUCUAGCAUGUAGACUGCUGGGGCAAUCAAUGGAUGAGGCUGGAUUACCACAGCUGACCAGUUAUGAUUGUGAAGUUAAUGCUCCCAUACAAGGCAGCAGAAACCUACUGCAGGGAGAAGAGUUACUCAGAGCUUUGGAUCAAGUUAACUAAGCUUUUUCAUAAUCUCAUUCCUUUUGUGGGUUUUGGUUUUUGGGUUUUAUUUUUUAUUUUAUUUUAUUUUAUUUUAUUUUUUUGGACACUGGUGGCUCAUUACCUAAAGCAGUCUAUUUAUAUUUUCUAUAUCUAAUUUUAGAAGCCUGGCUACAAUACUGCACAAACUCGGGUAGUUCAGUUUUGAUCCCCUUUCUAUUAAUUUACCUAAUGCUCUUUUUUAAUAUGUUCUUUAAUGCCAGAUCACAGGCAGCACAUUUUCACAAUUCUUUGGUAUUUAAACAGUUGCAUCGCAGUAGUGUCAUUUAAAAAUGCACCUUUUUAUUUAUUUAUUUUUGGCUAGGGAAUUUGUCCCUAUUGAAUUAUUUUUAAUGAAAUGCCAACAUAAUUUUUUAAGAAGGCAGUAACCUUUCAUCAUGACUGUAGGCAGUUGAAAUUUUUACUCUGUUUUUUUUUUUUUUUUUUUUCACAAUUUUACAUAAACAAUAAUGCUUUGCCAGCAGUACGUGGUAGCCACAAUUGCACAAUAUAUUUUCUUAAAAAUUACCAGGAGUUACUCAUGCAAUAUAUUCUGCAUUUAUAAAAGUAGUUUUUAAGAAGAAAUUUUUUUUGGGCCUAUGAAAUUGUUAAACCUGGAACAUGACAUUGUUAAUCUUACAAUAAUGAUUCUUAAAUGCUGUAUGGUUUAUUAUUUAAAUGGGUAAAGCCAUUUACAUGAUAUAGAAAGAUAUGCAUAUAUCUAGAAGGUAUGUGGCAUUUAUUUGGUAAAAUUCUCAAUUCAGAGAAAUCAUCUGAUGUUUCUGUAGUUACUUUGCCAGCUCAAAAGAAAACAGUACCCUAUGUAGUUGUGGAAGUUUAUGCUAAUAUUGUGUAAUUGAUAUUAUACUUAAAUGUUCUGCCCACCCUGUUGGUAUAAAGAUAUUUUGAGCAGACUGUAAACAAAAAAAAUCAUGCAUUGUUAGUAAAUUUACCUAGUAUGUUAAUUUGCUCAAAAUAUGUUUGGUUUUAUGCACUUUGUCGCUGUUAACAUCCUUCUUUUUUUCAUAUAGAUUUCAAUAAUUGAGUAAUUUUAGAAGCAUUAUUUUAGGAAUGUAGUUGUAGUAAACAUCUUUUUUUUUUUUUUUUAUGUACAAAUUUUUCAUUCCUUUGCUCUUUGUGGUUGGGGUCUAACACUAACUGUAUUGUUUUGUUACAUCAAAUAAACAUCUUCUGUGGACCAGGCCCACUUUGAUCAACUUUUAUGUUUAAAUAUUGCUUCAACAUCUCUAGCUCAUAAAGUUGUUUCCCAAUCCUUUAAGUACUUUAUGAAAAUUACAUUGUACAUUUCUACAUUUAUUAUCAUUACCCUAAUGUAUGUCGUGUCCCUAAAUGUCAUGUUAAAGAACAAACCAUAAUAUUGCAUUGUAAAGCUAUGUUUUUAGAAAAGAAACUUGUCAUUUAUAAAUUUAUGAGGCUAUUAAAGUGUAAAACACAAAAUUUAAAUUUUUUAGUAUGAGUGGAAUGAAUGAAGCAAAUCAUGAAGCAU
This is a messenger RNA of Castor canadensis (American beaver), 4575 nucleotides long. It is a transcript of the gene Hif1a, whose product is annotated as hypoxia inducible factor 1 subunit alpha. Gene Ontology annotation, cellular component: nucleus. Lineage: Eukaryota; Metazoa; Chordata; Mammalia; Rodentia; Castoridae. Gene Ontology annotation, molecular function: RNA polymerase II transcription regulatory region sequence-specific DNA binding; protein dimerization activity; DNA-binding transcription factor activity, RNA polymerase II-specific. Gene Ontology annotation, biological process: regulation of transcription by RNA polymerase II; cellular response to hypoxia. The record is from RefSeq and is a predicted model, not a curated record.